GCCGCAUUCCGGCCCUGAGCCGCAACCGCAGCCCGGGCUCGUCAGGCAGCGCGGCGCCAAGUCUCGCGAGAACUCACGGCUAAGCCUCGCGGUGAGCCACGGCGCCGAGCCCGCUCCGAGGCCCCUCCUUCGGCUCCUUCCGGCUCCCGCCGCCGCCCCCUGACGUCAUCGCGUCGGCGGCGUGACCCCGGCGGGGUGAGAGGGCAGAGGUGCGCGAGGCGGAAGCGGCGCUCGGUCUCCGUUGGGCCGGCAGCGCAGCGCGGAGGGUCCCGCGGCGCCGGGCCCAUGAGCGUGUCGCUGGUCGUGAUCCGCCUGGAGCUGGCCGAGCUCUCCCCGCUGCCCGCCGGCUUCGCCUACAGCGCGGCCGCUCCGGAGAUGGCCGCGGAGAGCAGCGGGGCGAUCCCGGCCUGCUUGGAAGGGAAGGGCCCCGGCGAGAGGGCGGCCAUCCUGCACCAGCACCUGGGCCGCAGGGAGAUGACCGACAUCAUCAUCGAGACCAUCCGGCCGCGGGCAGAUGAAGCAAAAGCUGCUGUGGAAGCAAGAAAAUCUUCAGAGGCUGCAUCGUCUGAGGACAAAAAUAAACAGGAUGAUCAAAACAAAGAGCGUGAGGCUGCUCCAGACUCGCCUUCAAAACAGCUCCCUGACCAGAUUUCCUUCUUCAGCGGGAAUCCAUCAGUUGAAAUCGUUCAUGGCAUUAUGCAUCUGUACAAAACAAACAAGAUGACCUCUCUAAAAGAAGAUGUGAGGCGCAGUGCCAUGCUGUGUAUCCUCACAGUCCCUGCCACCAUGACCAGUCACGACCUGAUGAAGUUUGUGGCAUCUUUCUAUGAAGUCAUUGAGCACAUGAAAAUCAUCCGAGACUCCACUCCCAACCAGUACAUGGUGCUGAUAAAGUUUAGUUCCCAGGCUGAUGCAGAUAGCUUUUACAUGGCGUGCAAUGGUCGGCAGUUCAACUCAAUAGAGGAGGAUGUUUGCCAGCUCGUGUACGUGGAAAGGGCUGAAGUCUUCAAGUCAGAAGAUGGGGCCAGCCUGCCUGUGAUGGAUCUGACAGAGCUCCCAAAGUGCACGGUGUGCCUUGAGAGGAUGGAUGAGUCUGUGAACGGGAUUCUUACCACUCUGUGUAACCACAGCUUUCACAGCCAGUGUCUGCAGCGGUGGGAGGACACCACGUGUCCUGUCUGCAGAUACUGCCAAACGCCAGAGCCAGUGGAAGAGAACAAAUGUUUUGAGUGUGGAGUUCAAGAAAACCUCUGGAUCUGUUUGAUCUGUGGGCACAUAGGCUGUGGCCGGUAUGUGAGUCGCCAUGCCUACAAGCACUUUGAGGAGACCCAGCACACCUAUGCAAUGCAGUUGACCAACCACAGAGUCUGGGAUUAUGCUGGAGAUAACUACGUCCACCGACUGGUUGCAAGUAAAACUGAUGGGAAGAUAGUUCAGUAUGAGUGCGAGGGAGAUAUGUGUCAGGAAGAGAAAAUUGAUGCCUUACAAUUAGAGUACUCAUAUUUGCUAACAAGCCAGCUGGAAUCACAGAGAAUCUAUUGGGAAAACAAGAUUGUCCGAAUAGAAAAGGAUACAGCUGAAGAGAUUAACAACAUGAAGACCAAAUUUAAAGAGACCAUUGAGAAGUGUGACAGUCUGGAACAGAGGCUGAAUGACUUGCUCAAAGAAAAGCAGUCUGUCGAAAGGAAGUGUUCUCAGCUGAAUAACAAAGUGGCUAAGCUUUCCAAUGAGCUGAAGGAGGAGCAAGAACUGAAUAAGUGUUUGCGAGCAAAUCAAGCCUUGCUUCAGAACAAGCUGAAGGAAGAGGAGAGAGUGUUAAAGGAAACCUGUGAGCAGAAGGACCUGCAAAUCUCAGAGAUCCAGGAGCAGUUGCGAGAUGUCAUGUUCUACCUAGAGACGCAACAGAAAAUCAAUCACCUCCCAGCUGAGACCCGGCAAGAGAUUCAGGAAGGACAAAUCAACAUUGCAGUGGCUUCUUCUGACAGCUCCUCCACGGGGAGCACGGGCAAGCCUUCUUCCAGGAGAGGCCGUGGCAAGAGGGGUAAAUGAAGAUCGGAGUGCUGCUCCCAUGCUGAAUCUGGCCGUGCUCGUGGUAGGCCAGGCCCAGCCCUCAGACUCCAGCUGGGAAUGCCUAGUUCAGUAAAGCUCAGCUAGAAAUUGUCUUCAGAGCUUCUCAUAAAACUGGCUGCCAGUCACUGGAGGUGUCUGUGGUAUUUAAAAGCAUUUCACUGCACUGUUUAGCUAUUUUUAGGCAGACCUUAAUGACCGUUUUGCCUUUCUACCUUUUUAAAGCCACUCCUGUCAUGCGUUUGACUUCCUUCUUGGCGAGUUUUCUGGGGUCGGUGGGUGUACACAUGUUGAACAUUGCAUUUCCUAAGGGGAUACUGUGGAAUAGGCUAUGCACAGUGUGUGAGACUUCUUGAGUUCCUUUCCCAUUUCUGGAUUGAAAGUAUUCUCAAUUAAUAUUUUUUUUAAUUUAAGAAACAGUAAAUUAAAUUACAUCUU
Molecule: messenger RNA, 2505 nt
Organism: Lagopus muta (rock ptarmigan)
Lineage: Eukaryota; Metazoa; Chordata; Aves; Galliformes; Phasianidae
Gene: BRAP
Product: BRCA1 associated protein
Exons: 12
Coding region: 286-2049 (587 amino acids)
Biological process (GO): protein ubiquitination; Ras protein signal transduction
Cellular component (GO): cytoplasm
Molecular function (GO): zinc ion binding; ubiquitin protein ligase activity; nucleic acid binding
Source: RefSeq, a predicted model, not a curated record